CCACACCUCGAGGCCCCGAGGCGGUCCCACCCACCGGCGCCGGCGGCCCGCCUCCCCCUGGCCGCGGCGCCUGGCCUGUCCCCGCGGGAGGGUCGGGCCGGGCCGCAGGAAGCCGCGCUCGGCGGGAGCGGAGCAGUGGGUAUGCCCGGGCCCUUGCGAGCCGCAGGCGGCGACGGUGACUCAUGGUUCCGUGCACAAAAGCAAGAUCGUCUCCCUGUCGGGGCAGAGGCAAAGCCCGAGUCCCCGGCCCCGUCUCGUCCCUACGCUGCGGGAGUCUUCUGCGAUGGGCCUGCCUGCCACGGAGCCAGGUCGCCCUUCGUGCCGGACUUGCCUUCCGUCUGGGGGACGCAGGCAGCCCAGGCCCUGAUAGCUGUGGCCACGAGGCCGGGGCGGCGUUCCCAGCGGACGAUGCCCCAGGCGCUGGAACGUGCGGAGGGCUCCUGGGCCUGGGUCGUCCUGCUGGCUGCCGUGGUGGCCCAGGGCCUCACCCUGGGCUUCCCCCCCUGCCUCGGCAUCUUCUUCACCGAACUGCAGCAUGAGUUCCAGGCCAGCAACAGCGAGACCUCCUGGUUCCCCUCCAUCCUGACAGCCAUGCUCCACGCCGGCGGCCCCCUGUGCAGCAUCCUGGUGGGACGCUUCGGCUGCCGCGCGACGGUCAUGGCGGGGGGUGUGCUGGCCUGCCUGGGCAUGGCGGCCAGCUCCUUCAGCCACACCCUCAGCCAGCUCUACACCGCGGCAGGAUUCUUCACAGGCCUGGGCUUGUGCUUCAGCUUCCAGUCGACCAUCACCGUACUGGGCUUCUAUUUCACCCGCCGGCAGGCGCUGGCCAACGCUCUGGCCUCACUGGGCGUCUCCCUGGGCAUCACACUCUGGCCGCUGCUCUCCCGCUACCUCCUGGAGCACCUGGGCUGGAGGGGCACCUUCCUCGUCUUCGGCGGGGUUUUUCUCCACUGCUGUGUCUGCGGGGCCGUCCUGAGGCCAGUGGCCACCGGCACGGCUCCCGAAACCAGAAAAGGCCCUCCUCCGCCUACCAAGACGCCCGCUCCCGGCUGCCUGGCAGCAUGCGGCCAGUUCACCCUGCGCCACCUGGCCUUCGACAUCCUGUGGCACAACGCAGGCUACCGCGUGUUCACGCUGGGGGUCGCGUGGAUGAUCCUCGGGUUCCUGCUGCCACACAUCUUCCUGGUGCCCUACGCCAUGUGGCACGGGGUGGACGAGCACAAAGCGGCCCUGCUCGUCUCCAUCAUCGGCUUCAGCAACAUCUUCCUGCGGCCCCUGGCCGGGCUGCUGGCAGGGCGGCAGGGCUUCGCCAGCUACCGAAAGUACCUGUUCAGCCUAGCCAUCCUGCUCAACGGGCUCACCAACCUGGUGUGCACCGUGUCGGCCGACUUCCGAGUGCUGGUGGGCUACUGCCUGGUGUACAGCGUGUCCAUGAGCAUAAUCGGCGCCCUCUUCUUCCAGGUGCUCAUGGACAUUGUCCCCAUGGACCGCUUCUCCAGGGCCCUGGGCCUCUGCACCAUCCUGGAGAGCAUCUCCAUCCUCAUCUCUCCCCCCAUGGCUGGGUUUCUCCUGGACAGCAGUGACAGCAACUUCAGCUACGUUUUCUACAUGUCCAGCUUCUUCCUCCUCUCGGCGGCCCUCUUCAUGCUUGGCGGCUUCUGUGCCCUUCGGGGGAAGGAGAAGCAGGAGCAGGAAAAGCAGGCCCUGCGGGCCAAGGAGGCCGUCCCGGAGCGGGCCCUCACUGGGGAGGGCACAGACAGUGCAGAGAGGCAGCUGUGGACCGAAACCAUGUACGUGACCAGCGUCUGAGCGCCGAGGUCGGCGAGUGACCGCCGCCUCCGCCCGAGAACAGGAUGUCCAGCUGUCGCACCAGGUGAAGCGCCGCCCGGGCUGCCCGAGCCCAAGGCCGUCCAGGCUCCGCCUGCUGGGACGCAGCCAGGGGCUGUGACCUUCCAGGUCGUCCUCUGAAGACUCAGGGUUCCUGCCAAUGAGCCAGAUGAAGGAGCGGGUCCUCCUCCUUUUUUUUUUUUUUCCCUCCGGGCACCAGGGUGCUUGGGCCCAGGAAGGUGGGUCUGAGCCCUGCUUGGGCCUGUCACGCCCGACUCCGCUCAGCUGGCUGCCCACCGCUGCUGCUACAGCUCAACGCAGCAGCCCAUCCGGUCUGACGGGAUGCCGCCGGUGCUGUCUCGUCGCCCUUCUCUGACGUCCACACGGUUCCAAAGAGCUCACCCAUCCUCCUCAGCCCUCCCGCCUGCCCCCUCUCUGUGACCCCGCCCUUGCCCUCAGGGCUGCCCCCAGCACGCCGCUGGGCCUCCGACCGAUCUAGUGGAACCUCGGGAAGAAGGACCUCGGGAGAGAACGAGCGUGGCCUGCAGCAGCGGGUGGCCACGCCGAGGAGGCAGCCUGGCUGCGGGGUUUGGGCGGAUUGGAUGUCCGGCGGAAUGCCUUUCCUGGCGUCCGUCCGCACAGAGGAUGGGAGGGGAGCACCUGGCUCGGGCCCCAGAGUCGGGGAAGUCUGAGGGGCCCCCUGCCCGUUCCACAGAGCCGGCUCCAGGGCCUCCCCUCCUCCCUGGCCCCACCUGGUGUUUUGGCGGGAAGAUGAGCCCCGGAGUGGAGGAAGCCAGACACUUGACCGACCAGGGAGAGGCUAAGGCUCGCCAGGCAGGGCCCAAUGACCUCUUUGAAAAUAGAGCUGCUUUUGUAACAGAA
This is a messenger RNA of Phyllostomus hastatus (greater spear-nosed bat), 2709 nucleotides long. RefSeq names its product solute carrier family 16 member 5 (gene SLC16A5). The coding region runs from base 142 to 1809 and encodes 555 amino acids. The transcript has 6 exons. Lineage: Eukaryota; Metazoa; Chordata; Mammalia; Chiroptera; Phyllostomidae. Gene Ontology annotation, biological process: monocarboxylic acid transport; transmembrane transport. Gene Ontology annotation, molecular function: monocarboxylic acid transmembrane transporter activity. The record is from RefSeq and is a predicted model, not a curated record.